UUGUAAUAUUUGAUAUGAUGUUCAAUGAAUAUCUACUUUUUGUUUCAAUGAAUAUCUACCUUUUGAAACUCUUUUUUUAACUUAAAUGUAAAAGCUUGAACUACAACUAUUUGCCACUGACAGUGAUUCAUGUUUCCCCCCAACUUUCUUCCACACAAAAUUUGCAGUAUUGAACUGCCUCAUGCAAUUAUCAAUUAUCAUAAAUCAUGAAAAUUGGCCUGACUACCUACACCUUCCAUCAUACUCAACAGGCACAGAUUUCUCAUAUUCUCUGCAUAUUUAUAUCUUAGUGAAGAGAACAGCCGCCAAGAAAAGCCAACAGCAGCUACUUUCUUUUCUAUCCCAACAACUAUUGCACAUUUUUCCCUAUGUUUUGCUAGUUCUCCAAAAGGCUAUUUUGAUAUUGCUUUCAGAUAAUUUCUUCUCAGGAGAUCUUAUUCAUAAUCAAAAUUGUUGAGCAACGUAAGGGAGGCGAUAUGGGACAGCACAAAGUGUUUGUAUUGAGUCUCAGUUUCUUGGUUUUGCUGUGUUUUGGGCUUUACGGAUGUGUAACAGUUGACGCAAUCGGGGAAACUAAGUUUUUGACUUCUCAGGCUAACGUUGCCAAUGUAGUACUAACAACAGGAGGUUAUGGUAAAGGCGGUGGAGGUGGUGGGGGAGGUAUAGGAUAUGGUGGCAAUAACGGGGGAGGAUGUGGUGGUGUAGGUGGCGGGAUAGGAGGUGGCCGCGGUUUAGGCUAUGGCUCUGGUGGUGGUGGUGGUGGUGGCAGUUUUGGUGGUGGAAAUGGUAACUGUGGUGGGAUGGGUGGGGGAUCUGGCAGUGGCCAGGGUGGUCCAUAUGGUGGAGGAAGUGGUAAUGGCGGUGGUUUUGGUGGAGGAAAUGGUAAUGGCGGUGGCUUUGGAAAUGGUGGCGGCUUUGGUGGAGGAAAUGGUGGCGGAUAUCCAGGUUAUGGAGGUGGUGGUGGGCAGUCAAAGUUUCCACAAGUGGCUGAAGGGAGGAAGAACUAAUAAGGAAUAUACUAGUGUUCUAUUUAGAGAUAUCUCAUGUAAAAUAAGGACAAUGUUUACUACUAAAGUUAGUUUACCUUUUAAACUAUUGUAAGCAGCAAAGUAGGUCCAGAACCCAAAAGGGUAUUACAAUAAGUAAGAACCAAAGAGAUUAUUAUUGACUUCAUAUAA
This is a messenger RNA of Lycium ferocissimum, 1178 nucleotides long. Its product is annotated as glycine-rich protein DOT1-like. Bases 477 to 1007 code for a protein of 176 amino acids. The transcript has 2 exons. Lineage: Eukaryota; Viridiplantae; Streptophyta; Magnoliopsida; Solanales; Solanaceae. The record is from RefSeq and is a predicted model, not a curated record.